AUGGUGAAGUUUAUACUGAAACGUUUUUCAAGAAUAAUAUCCCCAUUUUCACUGCACCAUCACAAUGGGUUUACUCUUGGGAGUUUAUCGUACAAAAAGCUUCCUGGCCAGCUACUCCAGAUUUCUAUUCUCAAAUUGGAUGGCUCUUCUUUUAGUGUUUAUGUAUCCAAGAAUGCAACUGUGGGCAGUCUGGAAUUUGCAGUUGAGGAAGUUUAUGAUGUUUUACCUGAGGACGAAGGCAAUAUUUUAUGGUCACUUAUAUGGAGCCACUUCUGUUUGUGCUACAAGGGUCAAAAGCUAAUCAAUGAGAAAGCUUGCCUUCGAAGUUAUGGGAUCAAAGAUGGUGAUGAGCUUCGUUUUAGCCGGCAUAUGAGGAUUGACCACAAACCUGCUCGACAGCAAUCUGAAAAUCACUUUGUUGUAUCCGAACAACACUCACUAUCAAAUGCUUGUGAUGCAAAAGCUGAUGAUCAUGUUAGCAUCAAAGAUCAAGAAAGCGACCAGAAGGACUUCAACUGUGAACAAGACUUGGCUUUUCCUCGAGAAAAAUUCAAUUUAGCCCACUUUUUGAAACACUGGCUAUCCCGUUCGAAAUCACAUGGUUUGAGAAGAGGUAGAGGGUACACAUUGUUAUAG
Molecule: messenger RNA, 636 nt
Organism: Fraxinus pennsylvanica
Lineage: Eukaryota; Viridiplantae; Streptophyta; Magnoliopsida; Lamiales; Oleaceae
Source: the annotation of a GenBank genome assembly